Molecule: messenger RNA, 4418 nt
Organism: Ictalurus punctatus (channel catfish)
Lineage: Eukaryota; Metazoa; Chordata; Actinopteri; Siluriformes; Ictaluridae
Gene: sema3h
Product: sema domain, immunoglobulin domain (Ig), short basic domain, secreted, (semaphorin) 3H
Exons: 17
Coding region: 452-2710 (752 amino acids)
Biological process (GO): negative regulation of axon extension involved in axon guidance; neural crest cell migration; positive regulation of neuron migration
Molecular function (GO): chemorepellent activity; neuropilin binding; semaphorin receptor binding
Source: RefSeq, a predicted model, not a curated record
GUAAGGAGAGAGGGAAGGCUAAAAGAGGAACAAGGGAGAGAGAGAGAGGGAGAGAGAGAGAGAGAGAGAGAAGCAUCAGCUGCAAAUAGAGGAUUAACCAACACCACUAGAUAUUCAAAAGGGAAAAAAUGAGACCAAGAGUGCGUGUGUGAAAAAGAGACUGAGAGAGAGAGAGAGAGAGAGAGAGAGAGAGAGAGAGAGAGAGAGAGAACUAUCCAAGGAGCCGUUGAUACUGUUAGUUGACAGACAAGAAGACAAACAAGAAGAAAUAGCAGAGAGAUAUUAAACCAGGCUGGAUUAGAUUUCUCUGCACUGUGGAGAAACACACACACACACACACACACACACAGGGAAGUGUGUGAUGCACCCUGCCUGAGCGUCUGCGUUAGCUGUGUGCUGUUUGUUUGUGUUCAGAUUGUUUACGGCGUAAAGUGUACAGUGUGUCAUAGCCAUGAGGAGGAUAUUAUCUAUCACCUAUGUGUUGCUGCUGGUGAUUACUUUAUCAGGAGCAUGGAGAUCAUCUCAGCCCAGACUGCAGUUCACAUACUCGGAGCUAGUCCGUAGUGGCAGGUUGAUGUCUUUGCCGCUCUCUGCGGGGGAUCUGAACUCUCUGCUCCCUGAUGAAGAUGGCCGUAGCCUGUACAUCAGCAUGAAGGACUAUUUACUGUCAGCCAGCCUGGAUGAUGUUACACAACCCCAUCGCAAGAUUUACUGGCCUGCGAGUCCAGAUCGAAUCCAGGACUGUCUGAUGGCUGGAAAAGACUUAAAGCUGGACUGUGCCAAUUUCUUGCGUGUAUUGGAGCCCUAUAACCAAACGCACCUGUACGCCUGUGGAACGGGAGCCUUCAACCCUCGCUGUGCCUACAUCCCCACCCGCCUCUUCCUCAUGGCUGAGGAUCAGACGCUGCAGUAUGAACAGACAGAGUCUGGAAAAGGAAAGUGUCCUUAUGACCCCCACCAAAAGACUGCUACUGCCAUCAUUGAUGGAGAGCUGUAUGCUGGAAUCACUUCUGACUUUAUGAGUCGCGACUCUGCAUUUUUUCGUAGUCUGGGAGAACGUCAUGUGAUCCGCACAGAGCAAUAUGAGCCAACCUGGCUUCAGGACGCUGAGUUUGUGCGUGUGGCCGUGAUGAAGGAGAGCGAUAAUGAGGAAGAUGAUAAGGUCUACUUGUUCUUCACUGAGCGUGCUCAGGAGGCUGAGGGGCCCGCCGGCAAAGUCCUGUACACUCGAGUCGCCCGCGUCUGCAAGAAUGACAUUGGUGGCCAGCGCAGUUUGGUGAAUAAGUGGAGUACGUUUCAGAAAGCUCGAAUGAUCUGUUCUGUACCCGGACCUGAUGGCUUACAGACACACUUUGACCAACUGCAGGACAUCUUCAUUCAGCACGGCAAAGACGAGAGGAACCCGCUGAUAUACGGCCUCUUUACUACCACCAGUGAUGUGUUAAAUGGAUCAGCAGUGUGUGUCUACCGCAUGCAAGACAUCAUUCGUGCCUUCAAAGGAAACUUCUACCACAGGGAGGGGCCACAGUAUAAGUGGGCGGAGUUUACGGGCAGAGUGCCCUAUCCCAGACCUGGAACAUGUCCAAGCAGCACUUAUGGAAGUUUCCGUUCCACACGGGAGUAUCCCGAUGAUGUCAUCUUCUUUAGCCGCACCCACCCACUGCUGCAGGAAGUGGUGCGUCCUGUGGAUAGCCGACCUUUGCUAAUUAGAGUUGGUGUUGACUACAAAUUGACCCGCAUCGUUGUGGACAGAGUGGAGGCUGUGGAUGGACAAUAUGAUGUUCUCUUCAUCGGGACAGAUUCUGGCCUGGUGCUGAAGUCCAUUCACCUCCCCAAAGAGCAAGGACGGAGUGAAGAGGUCACCCUGGAACAGCUGCAGGUCUUUAAGCACAAGUCACCAGUCACCGCCUUGACACUGUCCAAGAAGAAGUGGCUGUUUGUGGGAUCUGCAGAGGGCGUGUCUCAGUUGGCUUUGUAUCAGUGUGACCUAUACGGUCAGGUGUGUGCAGAGUGCUGUCUGGCCAGAGACCCAUACUGCAACUGGGAUGGCCAUGCAUGCAGCCCCUAUAUGCCAGUUGCACGCAGGAGAAACACUCGUCAUGUUGGUGAUUAUGGAAAUCCUUUAACUGAAUGUGUCAGACAGGGAGCUGGUCUAGAGGUGCAGUCAGAGGAGAAGGAAAUAGUGGUGGCCGUAGGGAACAGUACCUACUUGGAGUGUCUGCCUAAUUCACACCAUGCCAAAAUUACCUGGUUUAAACAGAUCGGAGAGAACAGUCUGGAACAAUACGAGGUGACCUCAAGGGAUCAGCUGGUAGUGAUUGACAGGGGCAUUCUCAUUCCAAGGGCGGAGCUUAACCACGGUGGGAUUUAUCACUGUCAGCUUGAAGAGCAUGGCUUCCGUUGGACGGCCGUAACGAUUCGAUUGAGUGUGUGGCAUCCCAGCCAGCCCGCUAUCGCAGACUCCACCCAGCCCUUGCACCAGGAUGCGUUGACUCUGAUUCGCCACAGUGACUUGGAGCACUACUGCAAAGAACUGGGCAAACAGCAUCAUGAUCACAAAAAGUCCAGGGAAAAGCAGCAGGCACAAGAGAGAAAGAGAGGAGACAGAAAGAAGCCUGGAGGGGAGCGGGGAGAGAAGGAGCGGGGGAAAGGCAGAAAGAACAGAAGCAAAAUGGGGAGCUCUGUCUUAAGGUCUCCGAGAAGCACCUAGUAAUGUUCGUACUGUACACAAAAGAAACUCUACCAACAAUACCAUAAAUACAAUACGAAACUGAAUAGCAAGCACCUUCACAAACUUAAGCAUGAACUCGCAUAUACAUCAACAUACACAGACUGGUGACAAUAUUGUUUUGUUAAUAAUAAUAAUAAUAAUAAUAAUAAUAAUAAUAAUAAUAAUAAUAAGCUCAAUGAGAGGACUGUUUGUAAGCAGCGAUUUAUGAAUGACAAGGGGCGUGGCUUUUAUGAGGGAUGAUCUCGAAAUCAACAGACACAUGGACAUAUCCUGAUUAUGGUCAAGAGCCUUGCAGAGCUGAAACCCCUUACAAACAUACAACAUGUCUCAGACAUUCUUGUAGUUUGUGUAAAUAGAAAAAAAGACUCCAUUAUUUCUGGAGCACCUGUAAAAGCUCUAUGUUUUAAAAAGACUGCUGGCUUUGAAGCACAAAUUUGACAGUUAUUGCAUAUUAGCUGCAUCUAAAUGUAUUGUUCUGAAUGUUUUUUCCCCUUUGUUCUUAUUUAUCUUUGUAUUUAUUUUCACUUCCUUUGAGAGAAACAAAAGCUGUAUAUUUGCUGUGAACAUUUUCUUCAGUCAUUACAAAUGAACAAAAAAUAGUCCUACAAUGACCUUUUCUAGGUGGUUAAAUACUUAGGCAAAUCUUUGCUGUUGAAGGACUCUCCUUUAAAUAUUAAGAGACUUGCAAUAUGCACAUAUAUGUGGAAACUUUUGCUUGAUGUUUUGCUUAACGGUUCCUGGCAAUGGGAACUGCUUUAGAAUGGACUUGACUAAACAAGGACAGACAACUCAAAAUUCAUUUUCUACUUAACCGGACAUGCACUGUUUGGUAUAGGAGCACUUCAAGCAAAACAAAACAGAACUGAUUUCAACCACGCAUGAUGUACAUGAUAACAUCUAGCUUCAUGAUGACAGCAGGGCCAGCAACUGAACCCUUUACCUACUGUAACAGAGGUUAGGCAGGAUCCCCUCACCCAGGUGCAGGCUACUGUUAUGAAUUUUAUGAAUUUAUGAAUAUUUGAAUCUAAGCAGUUAACUGUUGCAUUGCACAUCUACAGUACCAGUGGAAAGUGUUUCUUCACCUGCUUAUAAAAGGAGGCUUCAUUUGUACUAUUUUUACACUUUAAAACAACAGUAAAGACAUUCAAAAGCUAUAUUUCAGAUUCUUUACACUAACCAUAAGGAACUGCGAUCGUCCAGCUUUAUGAAGGAGCAACCUUUCUAAUGCUCUUAACAAACAUCUCACCUAUGUUGAGCACUUAUCAGCUGCAUUUCCUGAAGUUGUUCCACAAUUUUCUCUCAGUUUAUUCAUUCGUUCAUCUUCAUGGUCAAGGUCAGGGUCAAUCUGGAGUCUAUCCAGAGAACAAUGGGUGCAAGGUGGGAGUAUAUCCUGGAUAAGACACCAAUCCAUUUACAAUUUAAAGUCCCCGAUCCACCUACUGAUGUGUUUUUGGGAACUCCACACCUUCUUGGUUUUGUCAUUGCUAAUUCCUGCCUGCUAGUUAGUUCUCACCUUUCAAGCAACAGGUAACAAUCUGGAAGGGAGAGGGAUAACAUACACUGAGACAUGGGACAUGGUGAGACAUGGUCCAAUCACUGUAUUAUAAGAGAGCUAAACACACUUGGAGGAGAGUAUAAACCUGCCUGUUCUGUAAUAAAUAAAUAAAGGUUAAAUCUAGACUCCUUA